AUGCCUUCAGGCACGCUCUCUUCUCGAUGGUCGAGCAAAGAAAGAAACAGCGUGUCUAGUUGUUCAGGCGCAAUCUCUUCAACAUGCUCAAGUAGCUGUGAGAAUCGCUCCGCCCUGCCGACCGGGGUCAGAGUGGCUGUGCGAAUCCGGCCAUUAGUGUCACGGGAGGCCGGGCAACGACAAGGUGUACGUAGCUGGAGCAAUGGCAAGGUCUCCUUACUUGAACUUGACCGGCAGGAGAGAUGUUUCAUGGUGGAUCAUGUACUUGACAGUCGGCCAAGCUCAGCUCAGAGGAGCACAGGCAGCCAAGCUCUUCGUUCCAGCAUUGGGGGUGAGGAGAACCCCGAUGGCUCACAGGAAGCUGUCUACGAGGCGCUGGGUGCAGAGCUAGUACGAAAAGCUCUUGAAGGCUACAAUACCUGCAUGCUCGCCUAUGGCCACACAGGCUCUAGCAAGACCUACACGAUGAUGGGCUCCGAGUUCACCAGGGACCUGGGGCCCGAGGAACUCUCCCCAGUGCAUUGCCCUUCUGAUGCAAAAACCGCAAAGAGUGCAGGCACACCACGUACACCUAUGCGAGAGAAAGUGGAGAAGCUUCACGUGACGCCCCUGGAGAAGGGGCCACUGGACAACGCCUUCAACAUGGAGGUGAGUGCAGGUUCGGGCUUGAUUCCGCGUACCUUGGAAGCGAUCUUCUCCGCGGUGCGACACGAGGAGCCAGGCACGGUUUGUAUUGCCUCAUUCUAUGAGCUACACAACGAGCGUGUGCGCGACUUGUUGGCGCCCAUGCUGCCGAAGGAAGCGCCAGCAUGGCAGGACGGCGGCAGUGGUGGCCAGCCUCGGCAGAAUACACGAGCGCAAAGCAAGACCACGGUACACUUCCACCCACGUUUUGGUGCCUUUGUUGCAGGGGUGGAAGAGGUGGUGUGUGAGGAUGUUGAAGAGGUACUUCGUUUGGUGAGUUUCGGGUCGCAGGUCAGAACAACUGCCGCGACCAUGCUGAACGAGUACUCCUCAAGGUCUCACGCAAUUUUCUCCCUACGCAUGGAGCGCUCGCAAUCAAGCAAUAGUGUGAUGUUGGUGGACUUGGCGGGCCGUGAGCAAGAACGACUGUCCAUGUGCCGCACCGAACGCUUCAAGGAGCUCACGCUGAUCAACAGAUCGCUCUUCCAUUUGGCUCGCUGCGUCCGGGAGCUGGCAGCUUCGCAGGUGGAAAAGACCGGCAUGGGAGGAAAGGAGAGCAGCCAAUGGCAUCACUUCAGAAACUCCAAGUUGACCAUGGUUCUGGGUCAUGCCCUGGCUGGGAACUCCCAAACCGCGGUGGUGGGCACAAUCUCACCAGCUCAAAGUGCAUUUGAGGACUCACUGGCCACUCUCCGCUUUUGUGAAUCGGUGAAGCAAGUGCGAACAAAGCCUGCUCUACCAGUCUCGCAGAGAGAGGCUGUAGUCAUCGAACUGCAGGAGGAGGUGAGACGCUUGGAGGUGGAACUAUUGCGGGCACGUUCUGGGCGGGCCAUUGUCGAGCGGCAGCUCGGAGAGGCCCAGGCGGGUGGUGAUGUCUUGACAUCCUCGGAGUUCUUGAAGUGUUUUGUGACGCCUCGGAGCAGCUGUGUUUGUGUCGCGAAGUGGAGGUACUUCGUGGAAAGCACUUGGACCGAGAGGUACGAGGAUUGGAUCAGUUGUCAGGCCCCCAACUUCAAUACGAAGUCGGCUUGGAAAUCCAAGAAAGGCCUCAGUGAAGAUCAAGCAAAGGUUUGGGCAUCAAAACAGCUGAAGAAUGCCGAGGAUGAUGAUGAGGAUAUGAGCAAAGAUGGAGCCAUGCUGGUCUUCGUGGCAGAAGCGGCAGAAGGCAAAGGAAAAUGCUACCUUUUUGUGCCUGACUUGGUGGAGUGCCGAGAAGGUGCUCUGCCAGAGAAAGCUGUUGCAUAUGAAUGGGGUGACCUGGAUGAUGAAGCACGUGAGUUCCGGCGACGUCGCAAAGCACGACAGGAGAUGCCGGUUGAAGAGUUGGACCUGCUCUUGGAGAAGCGGAAACAAGAUCGGCGGAAGGAAGGUUUGCAGCUCUUCGACGAUUGGCUUAUUCACCAGAUCCAGACAUGCGAUUUUCCAGUGGAGGUGGUGCUGGAAAGCCCAGUGCCUGCGGAAGAAGUGGAGAUUGAAUUGCAGGAUGUUGCUCCAGCGCCUCCUGCUCACAGUUCUUUACGUGGCAUUGAGCUGGACUCCGACUCGGACAGUGAUGAUGAAAAUGACGGAGGAACUGACUCCUUCAUCGACUACCUACGGCGGCGGCUGUCAACGGCGCUCCCUGCCGAACGGUUGCAUUGUGCAGACCCUCGUGAGCUUGGAGAGGGCAGUGAAGAGUUGUCCCUUCGCGAUGCUUUCCAGCGGCUGUUGAGCCAACCUCGACCCAAAGAUAUGGAAGAGGUGGAGCUGGACAGUCUUGGGGCCUCGUACCCGGACGAUGAAGAGCCAGAAGAUGGACAGUGCGAUGAGACGAGUAGACUGCUUCCGGCAGUGCCAUCCUUCGAAGCCUUCUUUGGAGCUGCAUCAGAUGUGCUCUACUAUCAUCCCGAGGUGAAGAUGGACUAUGCGCCCUUCUUGCACAAAUGUGUCGGGUCUGCAGAGGCCUUGGAGCAAUUCUUCGAUCGCCUCUUCUUUGGCACGGUACCCGAAGCAUUGGCGGAGCUGACCUUGACCGAGGAAACCAGGCCCUUCACGCGUAUUCGCUCACUGAUCUACGAGAGAAAGGGACUCGUCCAGCGGCGGCCAAAGGAGCGGCCCCCCGAUCCCUGUGAAGGUGCUGCCUAUGGACUGCUUCCUGGUUGCCUCCAAGCGGGAGGCUCAACGAGGUAA
Molecule: messenger RNA, 2853 nt
Organism: Durusdinium trenchii
Lineage: Eukaryota; Dinophyceae; Suessiales; Symbiodiniaceae
Source: the annotation of a GenBank genome assembly